Etheostoma spectabile (orangethroat darter) is the source of this 3553-nucleotide messenger RNA. It is a transcript of the gene leng9, whose product is annotated as leukocyte receptor cluster (LRC) member 9. The coding region runs from base 269 to 1981 and encodes 570 amino acids. The record is from RefSeq and is a predicted model, not a curated record. Lineage: Eukaryota; Metazoa; Chordata; Actinopteri; Perciformes; Percidae. Gene Ontology annotation, molecular function: metal ion binding. The transcript is spliced from 8 exons.
UGGCAGUUUUAGCUGCGCGAACGUUGUUGCAAUUUUAACUGUUGAAGCGAAAAGGGCUCGAGUAUUUUUUAAAGCGAUACGAAAGUUAGCACACAACAGAUGUAUUUGAGAAUUUCAGGCUUUAUAAAAUGUUUCCACAAAGCAAUUUGUCGACGAAAGACAUCUUAAAACUACAUUUCCCAUGAUGACUGUGCAAUAACCAACUCAGGGUCAAAGUGCGAAAAAAAAAAGAGUCAGAAUCGUUUGUUCCUUUGAUCACAGAUUGAGCAUGGCUUCAGACGGGUUAGGAGUGUCACCAUUUCCAGCAGAGGACCCUAGAGAUGAUGGGACCCACCUGACAGACACACCCUGGCCAGAGGCAGGGGUCCCUGCUGACCCUCACUGUGGCAAAGACGUCCUAAAAGACCCAGCAGAUUCAACAGAACAGGCUGGAGUCAACAUUUGCCAAUUUUUCCUGAAGGGAAAGUGUCGUUUCGGCCACAGAUGUAAUUUCUCUCACAGUAACACAUCAAUAGAUGAUUCAGGGGCUGUCUCAUCUGACCAGAGUGACAAACAAGAUGGCGAAAAGAUGGAAAAACACAAGAAUAAAGCCACAAAGCCAAAAUAUGAGGAAAAAGCAAAGGUGAACAAAAAGCCUCGCAUGCGCACAGCAGAUGACGUUAUCUCUCGGAUACUGUGGGACCCAUCGGUGGAUGGAUCAGAAUUUGCAGUGGGCUAUGUGGAUCGCUUCCUUGGUGUGCUGGAGCGUCCCUUCAAUGAGUUCAACUGGGACACUGACCCCUGCGACUGUGAUUACUCUUCUGAGCUGGCCCUGCCCAGACACAGGAUCCAGUACUUCACCUACAGAGGGCACCGCGUCUGGGACCGCCACAGUAGGACAGACAGGGUGUUUGGCUCCACUGGUCAAUCUCUGGCUCCCCCCUUUGGAGAGGAGGAGGAAGUAAAGGAAAUGAACACAGAAGGCCAAGACAGACUUAUAACAACAGAAGAUCAGCCCCCUGGUGUCUGUGGGCAGGAAGAGAGUAAAACAGACGAAUGUACUCAUACUGAGAACACACAUCUGGAGGAAGAAAAGCCGACUGAGAUGAAUACUUUCACCCCUGACUCAACGCAAUCCUCUCCAAAGUGUCAAGGAAACACUUCUCCGGAACAACUGGAAUCACAAGUAACAUGUAUUUUGGAGGAGGGUGCAAUGAGACCUACGGCUUCAACAAACCAAAUGUCCUUAUCCCAAAAAGAGGGUGUAAGUGUAAAAAUGGAGGGUGCGGAAGAGAUUGAAUGGAAAGAAAGCUGGGAAAAUAAUGAAGAUGCUUUGAGUUACCUUGUUGCGAUGAACAUCAGCCAAAAUCCAUUAGCCCCUCGGAAGCAGAGAGAGGAGAAGCGUGGUGUUGGUCGCCCCCCUAAAAAACGACCCACGCACUUCAUCACCUUCAAGGCCAACACUCCUGCUAUCCUCUCCGGUUUCCAGCAGCUGAAGGAGGAGAUCACCUCCCUUCUGCCCUCCUCUGCCCCUCACUGGCAAAACGCCCCGAGCCUCCAUGUCACCAUGUGCCUCCUGAAUUUGCCCGGCCCAGCUGAGGUAGCUGCUGCUGGGGAGAUCCUGCGACGGUUUGCUCAUUUGGAUCGUAACCCGCCGGUGUCUCUGACCUUCCCCGUGAGGCUGAAACAUUUCAAUGGGAGGGUGCUGUUCCUCAGCCCCCAGCCUCAGCUUCACCUCCAGCAGCUCAACAGUGGCCUGCAGGAGGCCUACAGGAAGGAGGGCUUUCUCCACAAGGACUCCUACAAUCCGCGCUACCACCUCACACUGGCCAAGGUAGUGGGUAUUGAGGGAGACAGGAUUUUUGAAGGGGUGAGGGACCUAAAGGUGGGCAAGGGUUUAAAUUUUGGCCGUCUGCCAGUAAACACCUUACACCUUUGUGCAAUGGGAGGUUCCAAAGUAGAUGGUUUUUAUCAGACCGUGUGCACAGUAACUCUUCGAUAAUAGAAGAGUGGGCCAUUUUGCAUGCAUGUAUGUUAAUACCUCUGAGAUUUUCACUAGCCAUGUGGCCUCAUUGACCAAAUCUAAUGUCUGUGUUUUAAGUUUUUAAAAUGUUUAAGAUGUACUUUUAAAGAUUACCAGGUUAUAUAAAGUCCUAAAGGGAGUAAAAUUAUCUUAGCACUUCAAAAAACGCUAUGUUUAAUUAUAGUAAAACAGUAUUAAGAUGCAAAAGUCUACUACACUUAACUUAUGAUAUGAUGAAAAAUACAUUUAUUUUCCUUAAUGAAUGCAAUUACAUCUGUUAAGGGCGUACAUCGUAAUAUCUCCUAUUGAUAUUUCAAGAUGAGAAAUGUACACACAGAAGAAUACAGGGAAUUUAAAAUGCGAGCUGAUAUAAAACAUCCAGAGCUUGCUAAAAGCAAACUUUACCUGCCUGAACAGAAGAAUAUUUUAUCAGUUUUAUCAGUUUUUUAAUUUGUUCUAAAUUAUAAAUGCACUAUAAAUCCCACAAGUGCCAAAUAAAACAUCUUUCAACAUUAGAUCUAAAAUUCAAUUUCAAUUCAAUUUCAAUUUUAUUUAUAUAGCGCUAAAUCACAACAACAGUUAUCUCUUUGUGCUUUUCAUAAAAGAGCAGGUCUAGACCGUACUCUGUGAUGUUAUUUACAACCCAACAGUUCCCACCAAGGGCAAGCACUAGGCGACAGGGGCAAUCAGAAAAUUAUAAGUCAAUGAAUUGAUCAGUGGAUAAACAGAAAAUUACUUAGCAACCACUUUUGAUUGAUUUAAUUAAAGUCAAGCAAAAUGCCCUAGUGCUAGCUUCUCUAUCUCUACUGACAUGCUGAUGCUGCUUUACUUGGCCUGAUGUUGUAGUAACAUGAACAUUUUUGUUUGAUUGUUGGUUACUAAACAGAUGAUUUAAAGAGAUUUCCUUUUUUUCUUUACAAUUUUCAAAAAAAUGCAUUGAUCAAAAUGAAUGAUUUAAAUGAGAGAAUAAUCAGAUUAAUUGCUACACAAUAAUACCAUUAGUUGCAGCUGUAGUCAAACUGGAACCCUUAGUAUGAAUCAUGAAGAACUGCACUGUACAUAGUUCAUAGUCUAAUCUGCCUUUAGGCCCUGAAGGGGACAAAUGGAAAUAGUUGUGAAAGGUUUUAAAUCAGCUUUGAGUCAUUAAACUCACAGGAUGCAGAGUAGAAUAGGUACUUUCUUUAAAUAUAACAUGACUUAUGUAGAAAUAAAUUUCCGUUGCCUCUCAUUAUAAUCUGAUGGGCAAAAUAAGGUGUUCAGGGCCAACUUCUCUCUUUACAUUGAUAUUGACUGUUUUACAACUACACAGACUGGACAUAUGCGCCAUAAAGGCAUACGUUAUGUAUGAGGCAUAAAUAUGAGGGGGAAAAUGUGUUUUCUUUACUGAAAUGAAUUAGCCAAAGUAGUUUUACUCUGCUGCCUAUAAUAUAUAAUUCAUAUGAAUGUUGUAUGGAUGGUGUUCUACAAGAACGAUGACUUUGUAUGCCGUUUACAAUAAAUUAUAACCGCUAGAUUGUGAAGGACAUUAAAUAUUGAAUUGGUUAUUUUAAA